GGCGGACACGUGGGGCGCUCUACGGUGGCCGAAAGAAUACAGCGGAUGUGUUAGCAACCGGUCAAAAAGUAGCCCCGGCUGGGCGAGGAGCAUUGUAUUUCUAAUCUAGCUUCACGGAGUCUCGAGGAGGGAGCCUCGGCAGCCGUCACCAUGGUGAAGGAGCAGUUCAGAGAGACGGAUGUGGCCAAGAAAAUAAGCCACAUCUGUUUUGGAAUGAAGUCAGCUGAGGAGAUGCGCCAGCAGGCGCACAUCCAGGUUGUGAGUAAGAACCUAUACAGCCAGGACAAUAACCACUCCCCCCUGCUGUACGGGGUGCUUGACCACAGGAUGGGUACGAGUGAGAAGGAUCGUCCUUGUGAAACCUGUGGGAAGAACUUGGCUGACUGUCUGGGCCACUAUGGGUACAUUGACCUGGAACUGCCAUGCUUUCACGUGGGGUACUUCCGUGCAGUUAUAGGCAUCUUACAGAUGAUCUGUAAAACCUGCUGCCACAUCAUGCUGUCCCAGGAGGAGAGGAAGCAGUUUCUGGAUUAUCUAAAGAGGCCUGGCCUGACCUACCUCCAGAAGCGGGGGCUAAAGAAGAAAAUCUCUGAUAAGUGCCGGAAGAAGAACACUUGCCAUCACUGUGGCGCCUUCAACGGUACUGUAAAGAAGUGUGGAUUACUAAAGAUCAUCCACGAGAAAUACAAGACCAACAAGAAAGUGGUGGAUCCCAUUGUGUCAAAUUUCCUUCAGUCCUUCGAAACCGCCAUCGAGCAUAACAAAGAAGUAGAGCCUCUGCUGGGAAGGGCGCAGGAAAACUUGAAUCCCUUAGUAGUUCUGAAUUUAUUUAAAAGAAUCCCAGCUGAAGAUAUCCCUCUACUCCUGAUGAAUCCAGAAGCUGGAAAGCCCUCUGAUUUGAUUCUCACGCGACUUUUAGUGCCCCCUUUGUGUAUCAGACCCUCUGUCGUGAGUGAUUUGAAGUCUGGCACCAAUGAGGAUGAUCUUACGAUGAAAUUGACCGAAAUCAUUUUUCUAAACGAUGUCAUCAAAAAGCAUCGGAUAUCAGGAGCUAAGACCCAGAUGAUCAUGGAAGACUGGGAUUUCCUGCAGCUGCAGUGUGCCCUCUACAUUAACAGCGAGCUCUCAGGCAUUCCCCUCAACAUGGCGCCCAAGAAAUGGACCAGAGGGUUCGUCCAGCGCCUGAAGGGAAAACAGGGUCGAUUUAGAGGCAAUCUCUCAGGAAAGAGAGUGGAUUUUUCUGGCAGAACAGUCAUCUCACCUGACCCCAACCUCCGAAUUGAUGAAGUAGCUGUUCCAGUCCACGUGGCCAAGAUCCUAACUUUUCCUGAGAAGGUGAACAAAGCAAACAUCACCUUUUUGAGGAAACUGGUUCGGAAUGGCCCUGAAGUUCACCCAGGAGCCAAUUUCAUUCAGCAGAGACACACACAGAUGAAAAGGUUUUUGAAAUAUGGAAAUAGAGAAAAGAUGGCUCAGGAGCUCAAAUUCGGGGAUAUUGUGGAGAGACACCUUAUAGAUGGAGAUGUGGUCUUGUUCAACCGACAGCCCUCACUGCACAAAUUGAGCAUUAUGGCACAUCUGGCCAGGGUCAAGCCCCACCGGACCUUCAGAUUUAAUGAGUGUGUCUGUACACCAUACAAUGCGGAUUUUGAUGGUGAUGAAAUGAACCUUCAUCUUCCUCAAACAGAAGAAGCUAAAGCAGAAGCCCUUGUUCUGAUGGGGACUAAAGCAAAUCUUGUAACUCCAAGGAAUGGAGAACCACUAAUUGCUGCUAUUCAAGAUUUUCUGACAGGUGCCUACCUCCUCACUCUUAAGGACACUUUCUUUGACCGAGCCAAGGCUUGUCAAAUCAUUGCUUCAAUAUUGGUGGGCAAAGAUGAGAAAAUCAAAGUUCGCCUGCCACCACCUACAAUACUAAAGCCCGUCACCCUGUGGACAGGAAAGCAGGUGUUCAGCGUCAUCCUCAGACCCAGCUAUGACAAUCCAGUGAGGGCCAACCUCCGAACCAAGGGCAAGCAGUACUGUGGCAAAGGAGAGGAUCUCUGUGUCAACGAUUCCUACGUCACUAUCCAGAACAGCGAAUUGAUGAGUGGCAGCAUGGACAAAGGCACCCUGGGAUCAGGAUCCAAGAACAAUAUUUUUUACAUUUUGCUGCGAGACUGGGGGCAGAAUGAAGCUGCCGAUGCAAUGUCACGGCUUGCCAGGCUGGCUCCUGUCUACCUCUCUAACCGUGGGUUCUCAAUUGGGAUUGGUGAUGUCACACCUGGCCAAGGACUGCUGAAGGCCAAGUACGAGUUGCUGAACGCUGGCUACAGAAAAUGUGAUGAGUACAUUGAGGCCUUGAACACAGGCAAGCUGCAGCAGCAGCCCGGCUGCACUGCGGAGGAAACCCUGGAGGCUUUGAUCCUGAAGGAGCUGUCUGUGAUCCGUGACCAUGCUGGCAGCGCCUGCCUCCGGGAGCUGGACAAGAGCAACAGCCCCCUCACCAUGGCUCUGUGCGGCUCCAAAGGUUCCUUCAUUAACAUAUCACAGAUGAUUGCCUGUGUGGGACAGCAAGCCAUCAGCGGCUCCCGAGUGCCAGAUGGCUUUGAAAACAGGUCCUUGCCUCACUUUGAAAAACACUCAAAGCUGCCAGCUGCCAAAGGCUUUGUGGCUAAUAGCUUUUACUCCGGUUUGACACCAACCGAGUUUUUCUUCCACACGAUGGCUGGCCGGGAAGGUCUGGUCGACACAGCCGUGAAGACAGCUGAAACAGGAUACAUGCAGAGAAGGCUCGUAAAGUCCCUUGAAGAUCUUUGCUCCCAGUAUGAUUUGACAGUCCGAAGCUCCACAGGAGAUAUCAUCCAGUUCAUUUACGGGGGAGAUGGCUUAGAUCCUGCAGCCAUGGAGGGAAAAGAUGAACCCCUGGAGUUUAAAAGGGUUCUGGACAACAUCAAAGCAGUCUUCCCGUGCCAGAGCGAGCCUGCCCUCAGUAAAAACGAGCUACUCCUGACCACGGAGUCCAUCAUGAAGAAGAACGAGUUUCUCUGCUGCCAGGACAGCUUCCUGCAGACCUUAACUGAAACAGGCUAUGAGAAAUAUAAUGAGGAAAUAAAAAAAUUCAUUAAGGGGGUUUCUGAGAAGAUCAAGAAAACCAGGGAUAAAUAUGGCAUCAAUGAUAACGGCACGACAGAGCCCCGUGUACUGUACCAGUUGGACCGGAUCACCCCUACCCAAAUAGAAAAGUUUCUAGAGACGUGUAGGGACAAGUACAUGAGGGCACAGAUGGAGCCGGGUUCUGCGGUGGGUGCACUUUGUGCCCAGAGCAUUGGUGAGCCAGGCACCCAGAUGACCCUGAAGACUUUCCACUUUGCUGGUGUGGCCUCCAUGAACAUCACCCUGGGCGUCCCCCGCAUCAAAGAGAUCAUCAACGCUUCCAAAGCCAUCAGCACGCCAAUCAUCACAGCCCAGCUGGACAAGGAUGACGAUGCAGAUUACGCUCGCCUCGUGAAAGGGAGGAUUGAGAAAACCCUCUUGGGGGAGAUUUCGGAGUAUAUUGAAGAGGUCUUUCUUCCUGAUGAUUGCUUUAUUCUCAUCAAGCUCUCCCUGGAACGGAUCAGACUUCUGAGACUGGAAGUGAACGCCGAGACGGUGAGGUAUUCCAUCUGCAUGUCCAAGCUCCGAGUGAAGCCUGGCGAUGUGGCGGUCCACGGUGAGGCUGUGGUAUGUGUCACCCCCCGAGAGAACAGCAAGAGCUCCAUGUACUACGUUCUGCAGUUUCUGAAGGAGGAUCUCCCCAAGGUGGUGGUGCAGGGCAUCCCAGAGGUGUCCCGAGCUGUCAUCCACAUUGACGAGCAGAGCGGAAAGGAGAAGUACAAGCUCCUGGUGGAGGGUGACAACCUGCGGGCAGUCAUGGCCACCCAUGGGGUGAAGGGCACCCAGACCACCUCCAACAACACCUACGAGGUGGAGAAAACCCUGGGCAUCGAAGCUGCCCGGACGACCAUCAUCAACGAAAUCCAGUACACGAUGGUCAACCACGGCAUGAGCAUUGACCGGCGGCACGUGAUGCUGCUCUCUGACCUUAUGACCUACAAGGGUGAAGUCCUGGGCAUUACUAGAUUUGGCCUGGCCAAGAUGAAGGAGAGCGUGCUGAUGCUGGCCUCCUUUGAGAAGACCGCCGACCACCUCUUUGACGCUGCUUACUUUGGGCAGAAGGACUCCGUGUGUGGGGUGUCUGAAUGCAUCAUCAUGGGGAUCCCCAUGAACAUCGGAACCGGGCUCUUCAAGCUGCUCCACAAGGCCAACAGGGACCCGAGCCCUCCCAGGAGGCCUCUGAUCUUCGACACAGAUGAAUUCCACAUCCCUCUUGUCACAUAGUCCAGGGAAGAGGGGACUUUUCCUGACCUUGGCUCCUUGUCCUGUCUGGGAAAGGGGCUCGAGGCCAGCAGCUGACUCGUGAGCUUUGUGCUCCCCAGGACUGAGGCCCCGCCAUCCCACCAUGCCAGCGGGCAGAGAAGAUGCCACUGUCCCCGGAGACAACUCCCCUAGUGACCCCGACCACAACGGUGGAAAGAACUAGGGUUUGUCUGUUUGUUGAAAUUUUAAUCUAUGGACAGCUCAGCACCUCCUGCCCACUCCACCUCCCUGGACAGGCAAGGAGGCCCCAGCCAGGCGUCUCUGCUCCUUCUAACCUCUCGUCCAUCCGUCUGCUCUCAGAGGUGCUCCACCCUGACCAGGAGCCAGGUCUAGGCCCCAAGACCAGGGCACGAUCUUGGUUCUUCUUUUCCUUGCUCAUGCUGGAAUCUCCCAAUGUGAUAUGCUAAUGUAAAUAUUGUUACUACUAUUUAUUGUUCAGUUCAAAGAAUUUGGAGUUUUUAUUGUUA
This is a messenger RNA of Phacochoerus africanus (Common warthog), 4865 nucleotides long. It is a transcript of the gene POLR3A, whose product is annotated as RNA polymerase III subunit A. The record is from RefSeq and is a predicted model, not a curated record. Bases 151 to 4359 code for a protein of 1402 amino acids. Gene Ontology annotation, molecular function: DNA-directed RNA polymerase activity; DNA binding. Gene Ontology annotation, biological process: DNA-templated transcription. The transcript has 32 exons. NCBI's taxonomy places the organism in Eukaryota, Metazoa, Chordata, Mammalia, Artiodactyla, Suidae.